Messenger RNA from Apis mellifera (honey bee), 755 nucleotides. RefSeq names its product endocuticle structural glycoprotein SgAbd-2. Gene Ontology annotation, molecular function: structural constituent of chitin-based larval cuticle. Bases 92 to 604 code for a protein of 170 amino acids. Gene Ontology annotation, cellular component: chitin-based extracellular matrix. The record is from RefSeq and is a predicted model, not a curated record. The transcript is spliced from 4 exons. NCBI's taxonomy places the organism in Eukaryota, Metazoa, Arthropoda, Insecta, Hymenoptera, Apidae.
GUCUUCAUAUAAAUGCUGGCAGUAUUUGUACUCACGGUACUGCAGAUUCGAUCUUGUUCAAAUCUACGCGCGAGAUUUAGCAACCAUCAUCAUGCAGCGCAUAUUAUUGAUGUUCAGUUUAUUUGGCUGUGCUCUUGGACAGUAUGGUGCAUUUCGUGGUUUUCCAAUACAAAAUGCUUAUCGAUCAACACCUAGACCAACUUAUCAACAACCAACAAUACAACCGCAGUAUACACCCCAGUAUAAUCCUGGAAGAUUUAUAGCUAUACGUAAUCAACAAAAAGAUACAUAUCCAGAUGGAACUUAUACAUUUAGCUAUGAUACCGAAAACGGAAUUUCAGUUGCCGAAAGCGGAAGACCUCAAGGGGCUCCACCAACACAAACCGAGAUUGUUCAAGGAAGAUAUUCAUAUACCGCACCGGAUGGUACUCCUAUUACUUUGGAAUAUACAGCAGAUGAAAAUGGUUUCCAUCCUCAAGGUGCACAUUUACCAACUCCUCCUCCUAUUCCAGAAGCAAUUAGACGAGCACUUGCAGCUAAUCCUGGACCUGAUGAUUCAGACUAUAGACAACCAUAUAAUCCAAAUCUUUACCGAAGAUAUUAAAUAAAAUAUUAACUAACUAAAUGAUUUUAAGAAUUUUUCAAGCUUGCAUUUAAUCUAUAUUGCCGUAUAAUCCGACCAAAUAUGUACAUAUGUAUAUCAUACAUAAUAGAAAUCAAGAUUCAACAUAAUAUAACAGUCAUUAUAUAAUAGA